Messenger RNA from Cydia splendana, 2136 nucleotides. RefSeq names its product glucose dehydrogenase [FAD, quinone]. The transcript is spliced from 5 exons. Gene Ontology annotation, molecular function: flavin adenine dinucleotide binding; oxidoreductase activity, acting on CH-OH group of donors. The coding region runs from base 172 to 2070 and encodes 632 amino acids. NCBI's taxonomy places the organism in Eukaryota, Metazoa, Arthropoda, Insecta, Lepidoptera, Tortricidae. The record is from RefSeq and is a predicted model, not a curated record.
UCUAAACAGUUGAAGGGUUUAGGCAAGCGAAAGUGUUCUGUUAUCAUUAUCAGACUCGAAAAUAAUGUUGAAGUGAAAUUUGGACGGUGAAUGAGUUGUUUCCGAUGUUUUCCUUUGGAUGGCUUGUUGGUUACAUGUGGACGUGAAAGCAUAGAAAAUUAAGGAGACAACAUGAGUUCCCUAAUGACAGCGGCGGCGGACGCCAUCGCCGGCACCGCCAUAUCCGCAGGUAUGCAGAUGGCAUGGUUCGUCCCAAUGUUGGUGGCGACCAUAGCGUACUUCCAGUACGAGCAGACCGACCCGGAGGGCAGGCCCGCGGACAUCGAGGAGUCUCGCAUGCUGGCGGAGUACGACUUUAUCAUAGUGGGCGCCGGUUCUGCUGGAGCCGUGUUAGCGAACAGACUAUCAGAAGUGGGCCACUGGAAGGUUCUACUCCUAGAAGCCGGAGGCCAUGAGACGGAGAUAUCCGACGUUCCUCUGUUGGCCGGCUAUCUGCAACAUAGCCAGCUGGACUGGGCGUACAAGACUGAGCCUCAUAAUGGGUUCUGUUUAGCAAUGAAAGAUGGCAGGUGCAACUGGCCACGUGGAAAAGUUCUUGGUGGUAGUUCAGUUUUGAACUACAUGCUUUACUUACGAGGAAACAAGAAAGACUACGAUAUAUGGGAAUCCUUAGGCAACAAGGGAUGGGGCUACAAAGACGUUCUUUAUUACUUUAAGAAAUCAGAAGACAAUCAGAAUCCAUACUUGGCACAAACACCUUAUCACAGCACAGGAGGAUAUCUAACCGUGGCUGAAGCUCCUUACAGAACACCUUUGGCUACUAGUUUCGUCGACGCUGGAGUAGAGUUGGGAUACAUGAACAGAGAUAUCAACGGUGAAAAACAAACGGGUUUCAUGGUCGCUCAGGGGACGACUCGGCGAGGCAGUCGGUGCUCUACAUCCAAAGCGUUUUUAAGACCUGCUAAAAAUCGUCCGAAUCUCCACAUAUCCAUAAAUUCAUUUGUGACAAAAGUGCUAAUAGACCCACGAACUAAAAUAGCAUUUGGUGUCGAAUUCGUAAAGAACAAAAUGAUCCAUCGGAUUCGAGCCCGAAAGGAAUUAAUACUGUCUGCGGGUUCAAUCAAUUCACCUCAGUUGUUAAUGUUAUCCGGCAUAGGCCCUUCUGAAGAAUUGACCAAACACCGAAUACCGGUACUACAAGAUUUGAAGGUUGGACAGAACCUGCAAGACCACGUUGCACUUGGAGGACUUACCUUUAUGAUUAACAAAGAUGUAGCUAUAGUUGAAAACCGUUUGCAAUCGGUGAGCACCAUGAUGGAAUAUGCUGUUUUAGGAACUGGGCCGCUGACUAUUUUGGGAGGAGUUGAGGGAUUAGCUUUUGUAAAUACUAAGUAUGCGAACGCAACGGAUGAUUUCCCUGAUAUUGAAUUCCAUUUUGUGAGCGGCGCAACUAGUUCCGAUGGGGGUGCUCAGUUAAGGAAGAUUCAAGGAUUAACUGAAAAUUUUUACAAUGCUGUUUUUAGACCGAUCAACAAUAUGGACGUUUGGUCAGUUAUGCCCAUGCUGCUAAGGCCUAAGAGCACGGGUUACAUUCAACUACGGAGCGCAAACCCGUACGACUAUCCUUAUAUUUACCCAAAUUAUUUUUCGGAUAAAGACGAAGAGGACAUUAAAACCCUAGUCGAAGGCGUGAAGAUUGCUGUAGCUCUAUCCAGAACCAAAGCAUUUCAACGUUUUGGAUCCGUAUUAAACCCGAACGUUUUCCCUGCCUGUAGAGCGGUACCCCGAUACAGUGAUAAGUACUGGGAGUGCAUGAUCAGGCAGUUCACAGCGACGGUGUAUCACCCGGUGGGGACCGCUAAAAUGGGGCCUUUCUGGGACCCUGAAGCCGUGGUAGAUGAUGAACUCCGAGUGUAUGGAGUGAAGGGCUUACGCGUCAUUGACGGCAGUAUCAUGCCCGUGAUGGUGAGCGGCAACACCAACGCUCCCAUCAUAAUGAUCGGCGAAAAAGGCAGUGAUAUGAUAAAAGCGUUUUGGCUAAAGCGAAGAAUGUCGCGAUACUAUCACUGAUACCAAUUUGGUACAAUUUGCAAACCAAUUCUAAAUGAUCCCAGUAUUAUAAUAUAUUUUAGUAUC